This is a messenger RNA of Pieris macdunnoughi, 1986 nucleotides long. Lineage: Eukaryota; Metazoa; Arthropoda; Insecta; Lepidoptera; Pieridae. The record is from the annotation of a GenBank genome assembly.
AUGUCGGUCUUGUGGCUCGUGUUAACAUUGCUCCCGAUCCUCGGGGGCGCUCAAAGGUUUAACUGCCGAGGACGCAUCUUGGGAGCAUACUAUGCGGAUGCGAAAUCCGGCUGUAAGGCUUUCCACGUGUGUGUUAGAGUUGCCGGUGGCGGCAUUCGAGACUUCAGGUUCUUCUGCCCCCCUGGUACCCUGUUCCAUCAAGAGGCCCAAACAUGCACUGAUUGGGGUGACGAUGACCCUCUGGCCUGUCCCGCAGACAUCUACGACGGUCAGUUUGAUCUCUACAAAAUCGGAUCCGGUUUUGACACGAAAAAAUUGUCGUCUCCUGGAAAUCGAGAAGAAGAAUCUGAAUUCGGCCUUCAAAGGGCGGAAACUGGUGAUCGUCGGCUCUCGCAAAAUAAUGCGGCAUCUAAUAACGGUGUAUCUGAUUUGCGAACAGCCCAUUCAUCUGAUUUCUUCAGUGGACAGCGAGAACAAGGGCGAGAAGAGUCUGUUACCCUACAAGCGCAACCUUCGUCCAUUCCUCCAGGUCGUCAAUCUUUUAGAAGAAUACCCACAUCACGACCUUCAUACCCAACUACACUAUUCACGACAGCGUCACCUUCACCUUCACCACAACCUUCCAGUCAACAGUACGAUGGUCCAAAAAGAAAACUAUACCGUAAACGACCUGUUAACAUUUCAACCGCAGCACCGUCUACAACAGCACAAAGCUAUUAUUCAUCUCAACAAACAAACUCGCCACAAGAUUACUUCAUUCAAAAAAAUCCGCCGCAGAACAAACAGCCGACUACCACAACUGUGAAUAUUCCACCCGAAUAUAAAGAUGAAUACGUGGAAGUUAGCCGUGUGACCCCAAAACAGAGCAAAUACUUUCCAUACAAUGAACCCACGACAUCAACUCAAGCCCCUGCGAACAAGAAAGAAGGAUUAGUUGAACUUUACAAUUACAAUGAUAAGAAUUCGAAUAGUUUCCAUGAUAAUCGCUCUAUCAAGCUUCGAAACAGUUUCAAUGUACUUUCAGAAGCCAAGCCUACGGACUUUACGAAAAUAAAACCUUAUAAUCAAAACUACAACAGAGGCACACCUGGAUAUUCAACUAAUUAUCCUACAACGACCGUUGACUACAACUCAGCCAGAGGAGUCAUAACUAGUACUCCAAGCUACAGGAACUUCAACAGUGUUUCCUACGAACCUGAGAAAAAUAACUUUGUAUCCUUCCCGGGUGGCAAACAGAACUACUUUAAUAACCCCACUGCCGCCCCCUCUACUACCAGUUUGUUUACAACCACCCGUUCUGAUCCCUAUUCCAAUCUGAACACAGUUGCGUAUAAUACAAACAAUGCUUUAAAUACACAGUCAUUCAAUUACGCAGACAGCCAUGAAGACGAUGGCCAGUACCGGCUUCCUCAUGGUGAAGAUGACGGGCAAUACAGACCCGAACUGUACGAGAGAGAAACAGAACUACUAUCAGGAGCACAUUCGCUUAACAUUGCGGCAAGUGGUAACAGGCUUCCAGAAGAUCGAAAACAAGAAAAAAUACGAUCUCAAAAGAACUUUGGGAAAGUAUCUACUCCAAGACCAUUUAGACUAGCAUCAACAACAACCGCUCAACACCAUCCUACAGAACUAUUCACGAGUACCCCUCGACAUUAUUCCGAACAAACGACGCUCCGUUCUUUUGACUACUAUCAGCCUUAUACCACAACAUCUAGACCAUACGAUGCAUCAUCGGCGCCAGCCUACAGUUCACCACAAGUCAAUAAUGUUCCAAAGAUUACGACCACUAUAGCUCCCCAUAAGCAAGAGCUUUAUUCGCAAGGCUAUGAAAAUAUUCCUUCUUCAUCUCCAAGACCACGACCUUCACACAAUAACCGUCCCAACAAAGAAGAAUCCAGCUACGACUACGCAUAUUACGACUCUGAUCCCGGCUUCUCUGAAUAUGAUCAAAUAGAGGAAUUCGGAAGAACUAACGCUAGAGUAUAA